Selaginella moellendorffii is the source of this 884-nucleotide messenger RNA. RefSeq lists its product as uncharacterized. Bases 65 to 760 code for a protein of 231 amino acids. The record is from RefSeq and is a predicted model, not a curated record. The transcript has 5 exons. NCBI's taxonomy places the organism in Eukaryota, Viridiplantae, Streptophyta, Lycopodiopsida, Selaginellales, Selaginellaceae.
UCGCUUUUACGUGGGGGUUUAUUGACGGUCGUGACGUGGCAAGGGUUCUCUUCUUUCAUAUGGCAUGGGCUUUUUCUUCCAGCGCCAUUGCUGCUCCUGCGCGUGGCUGUCGAGCUACGAUCGAGUGCAAUGCAUCGCCGUCGCGCUGAUCUACAUCCAGAUUCUUUGCGCUGUUAUCGGCUCGUUGGGAGCCACAUACGCUGGAGUCGCGGUCGCGAAUUUGGCAGUAGCACUCUUCGCGUUGGUAGCAGUGGAGAGUGGCAGCCAAAACCUGGGACGAACCUAUGCCGGUUUGCUCGCCUGCGCUCUUCUUCUAGACGUUGCUUGGCUCGUCCUCUUCACUCGUGAUAUAUGGCACAUCGCCAAGGAUCCAGACGCUGGAUCAUACGUGAAGUUCUCAGUGAUGGCCGUCCUGUCGAUGGAAAUCGCGGGGUUCGUGGUGCGCUUCUUCUCGGCUUUCCUUUGGGUGCAAAUGUACAGGCUCGGCGCGUCCAGGGACUUGACAGGGCUCUACCAGCACAUUGAUUUCGGAGGGAUCGGAACUGUGGGUUUCACGACACCGCUCGCCAGCCCCGCGCCAUCUCGCCAAGUUUCUGGGAAAGAAGACAUUGUUGGUGGCUCCAUCUACAACCCCGCGUACUAUUCUUCGCUCUUCCAGCCCGCUGGAACACUGGCAGAAGCAAACGUCGAGAUCGUGGAGGAGAAAACCAAUGGAGACAUGGCUACCGCGCUAGCUUCUUGUCCAAGUGAACGAUUGUAAAGAUGGUGGUCUUCUUCGAGAUCGUGGAGGAGAAAUCAAAAGGAGACACGGCUUAGCGCGCUAGCAAGUGAGCGAUUGUAAAGAUGGUGGUCUUCGAGGUAUCUUAUAAGUUUGUUUAUUCGCA